CCGCCUCCUCCUCGCCCUCCUCCGCGGCGCCCUGCGAGGUGGGCCGGCCGAGCAGCGUCCCAGCGGCGCCCUCGGGCAGCAGGGAAGCGCCCUCCGGACGGAGCCCAGCGGGGCCCUCGGCACCCCGCCGCUUCUCCUCCCCGGCAGGUCGUGCAGCCCCGCGCCGGCCAUGGAGGCUCCCUCGGGCCGAGUCACCCUGAACGUGGGCGGGCUCCGCUACCGCACCUGCCGCGGCACCCUGGCCGCCUUCCCGGGCACCAAGCUGGGCGGGCUGGCCGAGCCCGGGGCGGCGGACCGCUUCGACUUCGACGCCCGCGCCGGCGAGUUCUUCUUCGACCGGAGCGGCCGCCUCUUCGAGCAGGUGCUGCACCUGUGCCGCAGCGGCCACCUGCACGGGCCCGCCGCCUGCCGCGCCGCUCUGCGCGCCGAGCUGGCCUUCUGGGGGCUGACGGAGGCGCGGCUGCCCGCCUGCUGCUGGAGCAAGCUCUGCCCCGGCGACCACGACGACCACGACGAGGCCGAGGAGGAGGGCGGCGGCCCCGGGCGGCGAGAGGACCGGCGCGGCUUGCUGGAGCGGGGCCCGCGCGGGACGGACGGGCGGUGGGAGCGGUGGGCGCGGGCGGCCUGGGCUUUCCUGGAGGAGCCGCGCUCGUCGCCCUGGGCCACG
Notechis scutatus (mainland tiger snake) is the source of this 667-nucleotide messenger RNA. Lineage: Eukaryota; Metazoa; Chordata; Lepidosauria; Squamata; Elapidae. The record is from RefSeq and is a predicted model, not a curated record.